This is a messenger RNA of Symbiodinium sp. CCMP2592, 1302 nucleotides long. Lineage: Eukaryota; Dinophyceae; Suessiales; Symbiodiniaceae. The record is from the annotation of a GenBank genome assembly.
AUGGCAGAUCCGCUCGCCCAACAGCGCUGGAUCGUGGCAGCUGGCAGCCUCGGGAUACUUUUCUCGAGCAUCUUUGAUUCGCCAGUACUCCUGCUACUGAUUCAGUACCAUAGCUGCAUUGGUUUUCAGCUGGAUAUCGGCCUGUUGGAGGAAUAUUUCAACCCAGAGCCAUGGCCCAGCAAUACCAUUUUCACUUCUACGGAGGACCCCCUGGAGUGCAGACUUCAAGCGGACCGCAACCUCCGGUUACAAUUCUUUCGACUCCUCAGGAAGCUAGCAGAGCUCGGUCGGUUUCGGUACACCCACCACCUCGAGCUCCGCUUCCAAUUCAACUCACACCGGGGGAGCCGGCCAAGUCUACUCACCCCAGCCGUGAGCGUCAUGAUCGCAGUCGCUCGAGACGACGACGGCGUCGACAUCAUCGGCAUGAACGUCACCCUGAGGGACCUCCCGCGGCCCCAGUUCGACCAGUUCUGCCUCCCCCUCAGCCUCCUACUCGGCCACCAACAAGGCCCGAUUUUGGAGAACAAGGAGCCUGUCGCGGCAGCUGCCUCACCGGAGUUUCACAAGAACACGAACAGCUAUUUCAUGCUGCUCAUCGCAGCAGCUAUGAACAACUGCGAGAGCAAAUCACAGCUCGAGCCAAAGGUCGAUUUCUAUGAGGAGGGAAUGAGUUCUCUCUUGGCGUAUAUGUUCUUUGUUUUGCAUUAUCAUGAGAAUUUUCUCACAACUGAAGGCUUGCAUACGUGGCCUAUUAUCCCACAUUCUCAUAUGCGAAGAUUCACUGAUCGCAUCACUUUUACUCGGCAACGUUCAUUGCCAGUUUCCAAAAUCCUCAAAGAGGAUGUUGAGGAUGUGCUGAAAUUUUUGUUGACCCGAUUUGGCCAGGCAGACCGACCUUUUCUGCCUGUGAUUCCUAUUGGCCAACGGGAGAUUGUCACUCUUGCCCGGUCCAUUUUGGCCAGCAAGAUACCAUAUAAGGCAAUUUUUCAGCAUGAUGCCAAGGCGUAUGCCAUGCCCCAAGAAGCAUUGCAUGUUUGGGAGUUUCCAGUGGCACAUAUGCCAGGACCUGAAGAGCAGACCAACUGCUAUUAUCUUUGGGGACACGGGACCACGGCCGAAGGCCUGGUCGGCAUCCUCACGUUGGGCAGGGUCAUUCGCUCUAGCGCCGAAGCUGUACAUGUGGCGCCGCACGAUCAUGUGUGCUCCUUUUAUGGCAAAGCCACACAAAACGUGUACUAUGAAGAGAGCAAGUUAGACUUCGUGUCAAAACUGCACCACUCCACGAAGAAUUCCGCAGGA